This is a messenger RNA of Linnemannia hyalina, 2058 nucleotides long. Lineage: Eukaryota; Fungi; Mortierellomycota; Mortierellomycetes; Mortierellales; Mortierellaceae. The record is from the annotation of a GenBank genome assembly.
AUGAAAGUGACCUCUCUCCUCACCAUCGCCGCCGCGAUCUGCAUGGCUACAUCCUCCGACGCAGCGCCCAAACCCGUCAACAAAGACCCUUGCGCAGAGCUCGCCAAACAAGGAUCCAACACCGACCCCCAUCUGACGUACGAUGUGGUCAAGCGCUGCUUCAACAACCACAAGUACAAUCCCGAUGUUGCCGCCAAGGUGCUCACCGCGCUCGAGAACACGUACAGCAAUUUCUUCGUCUUUAUUGAUCAGGCGAAGGUUGGCCCUACCAAAGUCGCUGGUUCUCCUUUGAACACUGCACCUGUGGAUGCGUUGAAGGAGUUGAAUGCGAUCCGUAAGAAGAAGUGGGCGAAUGAUUAUGAGUUCCAGUUGGCUGUUACUCGUCUGGCUGCUUCUUUCAACGAUGGCCAUGUCAACUACAGGAACUUCUGCUACAUGACUGCCAGGUUCAUGCAGCCCCUCUCGCUCUACGCCCCUGUCGUCAACGGCAAGCAAGACGUUCGCGUCUUCUACGUCGACACUACCAUCGGUAAGAAGGGUCUCCCCAGCAACCCUUCUUCCCUUACCGACUGUGUUGUCCAGACCAUCGACGGCCAGCCUGCCCUCAAGGCCAUCCAGGAUUUUACUGAUCGUGUCUCGGCCAUCUCCAAGGACCCCGGUGUCCGUCUCAACGAUGCCUUGGCCAGCACCUCCUGGUACGAUGAGUGGUAUUCCAGCCCUGGUGGUUUCGCCAACCGCUAUGAGCUCCCCUCCGGUGAGUCGCUCAAGUACACCAUCCAAUGCGCCAAGGGCCCCGUUCAGACUUUGACUGUGCCUUGGGUUAUUCGCCCCAGUGACUACUACGAGUACAGCACUUUUACCAACACAAAGUCGUACUGGGAAGUCCAGUGCCAGAACUCGGGCGCCGAUUACAACAGCCAUAGCAACAGCCGCUCGCCUUCUACCGCCGCCGCAAGAACCCUUGCUGCCAGUUCCAAGAAGGGUGCCGGCGAAACCGCCCCCGCUCUCACGACCUUCCGCGAGCGCGGAAAGAUCACUCAACCCAAGCCAGGCCAGUCCAACGGCCGCAACGGCGAGCCCAAGACCCCCCCUGUCAUCACUCAGGCCAAGCUGGUCGCUACGACUCGUACCUCUGCCUUCUACCGCCUGACGGGCAGCAAGGUCAAGGACGCCUGUGUUGCAGUCAUUGCGACCGAGGACACUGAGGAGCACGAGUAUGAUUCAGAUGAGUACCUCAACUUUGCCAAGGGUCUCCAGAAGCUCCAGUCCCAGGGUUGCACCAAGUUGAUCUUUGACAUGACCAACAACGGUGGUGGUCUCAUCGACUUUGCCUACUACAUCAACCGCCUUCUCUUCCCCAAGGCCGACCCUUACUUUGUCCAGGAUAUCAAGACCAACAAGAUGAUCCAGGAUGCCUCCCGUCGGGCGAUCAAGGUCCACACUGCCCACUCGAUGCUCGACGCCACCCAGUAUGUCUCUGCAGCAACUAACCAGCGCUUCAAGGAUACCUCCAUGUUCACCAAGGACGUCCGCCAGAAGCGUGGCUCUACCACCGUCACCUUCUCCCAACGUUCCUACUUCCCCUUCAAGUGGUCCUUCCUCCCCCUCAAGAAGGGCCAGGAGCUCAAGUUCAAGCCCCAGAACAUGGCCAUCAUCACCAACGGCUUCUGUGGCUCUGCUUGCUCCAUGAUCGCCACCCGUUUUGCCAUCACCCAGAAUGUAAAGACCUAUGCUAUUGGUGGAAUCGCCAAAAGACCCCUUUCGUACUUCUCCUUCCCUGGUGGAUUCGUGACUGAGGUUGGCUCGAUCGUUGCUGACUUGUCCAUGAUCAAGUACAAGGCUCCCGGCAAGACUGCCCCUAUUCAGUUGCCCAUUAUGGGUACGGCCAACUUGCCCAUGGGUGAGUUGUAUGCCCAUGCCAACAGCACCGUCCCCCUCGAGUACGACUCUCAGUUCUAUGCUGCCACUGUCCAUCUCGAUCAGGACCCCGUCUCUGCCAGACAUCCCGAUAACGUCUGGGUCAAGAUUGCCAACGACCUUACCCCUAAGAAGAAGUAG